AAUUUAUAAGCAGACUACUAACUCCGCACCUGAGGUCACACAUACAUAUAACAACUAAAAUCAAGUCUCUUGCAUAUCCUCAACAAACUUAACCUCUCAAAAUCCCUUCUUCUCUCUAUCUUCUUAGCUAAAAAAAAUGUCGGAGACGACUCGAUCUCCGAUGCCGUUAUCGGAGACGAGGUCUCCGAUGCCGCUGUUAUUCCGACGACAUUCGAGUGGCGAAAUCAGAAAUUUAGCUUCACUUUCAAGUAGCUUAUUGCCAGCUUUUGGAACAGUGAUGGGUGAAAGCUCAGUUAGGCUUAAGAGAUUUCUUAUUGCUCCGUAUGAUCGUAGAUACAGAUUGUGGCAAGCAUUUCUUGUUGUACUAGUGGUGUACUCAGCAUGGUCAUCUCCCUUUGAGUUAGCAUUCAGCAAGGCAUCUACUGGAGCACUCUUGCCUGUUGAUUUAGUGGUUGAUGCCUUCUUUGCUAUUGACAUUAUACUCACUUUCUUUGUUGCAUACUUGGACAAAUCUACUUACUUACUUGUUGAAGAACACAAGAAAAUUGCUUUAAGGUAUGUCACACAUCUAUGGUUUCCAAUGGAUGUAGCUUCAACUCUACCAUUUCAAGCCAUAUACAGAGUUGUCACUGGCAAAACUAGUAGAGGACAAGUAUUUGGCUUCCUUAACUUGUUAAGAUUAUGGCGACUCCGCCGUGUUAGUAAAUUCUUCUCGAGGUUGGAGAAGGAUACUAGAUUCAGCUACUUUUGGACGAGAUAUUUUAAACUUAUUUGUGUGACACUAUUUGCAGUGCAUUCAGCUGGUUGUUUCUAUUACUGGUUGGCAACACGUUAUCAUAAUUCAGAAUCAACAUGGAUGGGAGCAAAUAUACCUGAUUUCAAAUCAAGAAGUAUAUGGCUAGGAUAUACUUAUUCAAUGUAUUGGUCUAUUGUUACACUUUCAACUGUUGGCUAUGGUGAUCUUCAUGCUGUGAAUAUUGAAGAAAAGAUUUUCACCAUUUUUUACAUGCUUUUCAACAUUGGCCUUACUGCAUACUUGAUUGGCAACAUGACUAACCUUAUUGUCCAUACCGCUGUCCGAACCUUCGUCAUGAGGGAUGCUAUCAAUGAGAUUUUGAGGUAUGCAAAAAAAAAUAGACUUCCAGAAGGGCUAAGAGAACAAAUGUUGGCACAUUUAACACUGAAAUUCAAGACAGCAGAACUACAACAAGAACAAGUUUUAGAAGACUUGCCAAAGGCUAUUAGAUCUAGCAUUCUACAACAACUCUUUCGUACCACUCUACAAAAUUCCCAUCUAUUCAAAGGAGUCUCCGACGACUUUAUCGUCCAAUUGGUAUCAGAAAUAAAAGCAGAAUAUUUUCCACCAAAAGUGGAUAUUGUCAUACAAAAUGAGAUACCAACAGAUUUCUACAUUAUUGUAUCUGGGGCUGUGGAUGUUGUAACAUACAAGAACGGAAUGGAACAAUUUUUAUCCAAGUUGGGAUCUCAACAAAUGUUUGGAGAAAUAGGUGUAAUAUUCAAUAUCCCUCAACCUUUCACAGUGAGAACUAAAAGGCUUUCUCAAGUUGUUCGUAUUAGUCAUCAUCAUUUCAAGCAAUUGGUACAACCCCUUCAUGAAGAUGGAAAAAUAAUUCACACUAAUUUUAUUCAGCAUUUGAAGGGAUUGAAAAAUGAGGAGCUAGCUGAGAUGCCGCUAAUAUCAGAAUUUCUUGAUGAUUUAAUUAGUGAGGAAGCCUCGAUGAAUGAGGCCGGAGCUCAAGACCAACAAGAAAACGAGUUAUCGGCAACUACUUCUUCGUUAUCAAAAACACCUUCUACUAGAGUGAUAAUUCACGGAUAUCACCCGGAUCAUAAGCCAAAAUCAGGAGGAAAACUUAUACAUCUACCUGAUUCAAUUGAAAAUCUUCAUAGUAUUGCAGAAAGUAAGUUUGGGAGAAGAGGAAGUACGAUUCUCAUGGCGGAUGGUUCUCAAGUAGAGGAUUUGGCUGCUCUGAGAGAGGAUGAUCACUUGUAUAUUUUUUGAGGAAAAAAAAACAAAUGUACUGAAAAUAUUUUGUGUGUUGAUAUACUCAUAUUGAAUCUGACAGUAAAUAUAUGGUAAUGAGAUUGAAUAUAUAUAAUAGAAUAAAUAA
Messenger RNA from Solanum lycopersicum (tomato), 2132 nucleotides. RefSeq names its product potassium channel KAT3-like. The record is from RefSeq and is a predicted model, not a curated record. Gene Ontology annotation, cellular component: membrane. Gene Ontology annotation, biological process: potassium ion transport; transmembrane transport. Gene Ontology annotation, molecular function: voltage-gated potassium channel activity. NCBI's taxonomy places the organism in Eukaryota, Viridiplantae, Streptophyta, Magnoliopsida, Solanales, Solanaceae.